GAAGUUUCUCGUUACGCUGCUAGCGAUGUCAAUAGAGUUCUAGUUGGGAAUAAAUGUGAUAUAUUAAACAAGAGAGAAGUGGAAUACGAAACUGCUCGUGUUUAUGCAGAGAAAUUAGGAGUAUCGUUCACAGAAGCCAGUGCAAAAGAUCGCACAAAUAUUGAUAAGGUUUUCAAUAUCAUGGCAAAAGAGCUUGUUGAGCAAUUAGGAGAGAAUAAGGAUGCGUUGCCUAUUGAAGAUGACAAGGUCGAACUUAGCGCUGGAACAGAAGUGUCUAAUGGUGGUUAUCGAUGUUGUGGGUUUGGCUAG
This is a messenger RNA of Paramuricea clavata, 309 nucleotides long. The record is from the annotation of a GenBank genome assembly. NCBI's taxonomy places the organism in Eukaryota, Metazoa, Cnidaria, Anthozoa, Malacalcyonacea, Plexauridae.